Messenger RNA from Salvia miltiorrhiza (redroot sage), 695 nucleotides. Its product is annotated as glycine-rich protein 3-like. NCBI's taxonomy places the organism in Eukaryota, Viridiplantae, Streptophyta, Magnoliopsida, Lamiales, Lamiaceae. The record is from RefSeq and is a predicted model, not a curated record. The transcript is spliced from 2 exons. Bases 80 to 496 code for a protein of 138 amino acids.
UUUCUAUAAAUACAGGAUCUAUCUCAGCAACAUUCUCAUCCUAAACAAAAAACACAACUAUUUCACAACUCCAAGAAAAAUGAGUUCCAAACUGAUUCUUCUUCUCGGCCUUUUCUUAGCUGUGGCUCUUCUGGUUUCUUCAGAAGUAGCUUCAGCCAGCAGAGAACUCGCUGAGACCACUAAUGCCGUUGAUCCAUCUGAGGAAACCGAAGGAGAUGCAGCCAAAGACCAAGGAGGCUAUGGAGGUUAUCCCGGCGGCGGAUAUGGAGGUUACCCUGGCGGAGGACGCGGUGGAGGCGGCUAUGGCGGUGGACGCGGUGGUGGAGGCUAUGGUGGAGGACGCGGUGGAGGCGGGUAUGGGGGAGGACGCGGUGGGGGCGGUGGCGGGCGUGGUGGGUACUGCCGCUACGGGUGCUGCGGGCGGAGCUACAACAGAGGCGGUUGCAGGUGCUGCACUUUUGCCGGUGAAAAGGCGGACGUCGACAUUCAGAACUAAGCAAAGCAAGGCAGCCUUAUAGUUAAAUUAAGCCUAAGAUGUAAUGAAUAAAAUGCAUGGGUACAUACAUGCUCGUGAUGUGCCGCUUUUACUUGUUAUAUAUUUGCUGUAACCGUGUGAUUUAUGUAAUUUUGCUUUCGCUAAUACACCACCUUUUACGUAUUAGUUUUGCAUAUAAAUUAAAAAUCCUGUUUUUAAA